Molecule: messenger RNA, 1963 nt
Organism: Ziziphus jujuba (common jujube)
Lineage: Eukaryota; Viridiplantae; Streptophyta; Magnoliopsida; Rosales; Rhamnaceae
Exons: 6
Coding region: 164-1666 (500 amino acids)
Cellular component (GO): chloroplast envelope
Source: RefSeq, a predicted model, not a curated record
AUUAUAUCUAAUUGUGGUGUUAAUGCUUAUCCGCUUUUCCCAGCCUAGAAAGUUGAGCUGCAGAAAAAAAAUUCUGUUUUUUCUUUCGGGGGUUUUUGAUUGAACCGCCAAAAUCAGUUGGAUUUUCUUUCAGUGGAAGAAAACAGUUUUAACGGUUACCCAUAUGAAGAGCGCUGUGGGGGCGGGAAUUUUCCAGCACUUUCUCUCACUUUCCCCUGCUGAAUUUUCCCAUUUCAACUCUAACAAGAAUCUUAACCAGUUUUCACGAUUUCAAUGCAACAGCAGCAUCAGCUUUCCUUCAAGAUUAGGCCCAGAUAGUAAACACCGCGGUUUUCUAUCAUCUACCUUGAUUCCCUCUGCUUCUGCUUCCUCCAUCGGAGGCUCCAGUGCUGAUUACUCUGAACAAUUGUUGGAUGCCCAAAGAAAGCAGAAGAGGAAGAGGCGCAUAGCAGGGGUAGAUCAAGAUGAACUGGUGGAGCCAACAGUUUUAGCUGAUCCAGACAGUUGCUUUUGUGAGUUUAGAGGGGUGCAGAUACACUACAAGGUAUAUGAUGGUGAAUCGCAGGCAAAUGGGUUGCUUCAGACGCAGGCUACUAUGUCUAACCAGACAAAGAAGGUUGGUCUUCCUAUGAUCUUACUACAUGGUUUUGGGGCAUCAGUUUUCUCUUGGAAUCGAGUUAUGAAACCUUUGGCUGGGGUCACGGGUUCCAAAGUUCUUGCCUUUGAUAGACCAGCCUUUGGAUUGACAUCGAGGGUGAACCUUUCGGAGUUGCAUUCAGCUUCUGGCAAUGGGGAUUCAAAACCUCUGAACCCUUAUUCCAUGGCUUUUUCAGUGCUUGCUACUUUGUACUUCAUUGAUUCUUUGGCAGCUGAGAAAGCAAUUAUUGUUGGGCAUUCAGCUGGUUCUCUUGUAGCAGUUAAUACAUACUUUGAAGCCCCAGAACGUGUUGCUGCUUUGAUCCUGGUUGCCCCAGCUAUUUUGGCCCCAGUAACUGCACCUAAAGUUGCUAAGGGAAACCAAGUAGGAAGAGAGAGACAGCUUGAAGAAGAGAAUUCGAGCACAAAUAUCUUAGGCAAUCCAUUUAUCCAGCUUUACAACAUCUUGUCCAAGUUUACUAAAGUUGUUGUCGAUGCUAUAAUAGGAUUAGUGAAGGGGAUGGCAGUUAUGAUCAACUCUCUGUAUAAGAAAUUAUUGUCAUCUAUUUUGCGUUCCGCCUUUGCUGUAACUCUGGUAAGGACAAUAAUUGAUAAAUUAGGUAUUCCUGCCGUUAGGAAUUCAUGGCAUGACCCAAAUCAAGUUACAGAACACAUUAUAAAUGGUUAUACAAAGCCAUUAAGGACUAAGAGUUGGGACAGGGCACUUGUGGAGUUCACUGCUGCAAUGCUUACAGAUACAGCUUCUGAAUCAAAGGGACCACUCACAAAAAGACUCCAUGAAAUCUCAUGCCCUGUUCUGAUUAUCACUGGUGAUAAUGACCGACUUGUACCCUCUUGGAAUGCCGUGAGACUCUCACGGGCAAUACCUGGGGCUCGCCUUGAAGUGAUCAAGCAUUGCGGCCACUUGCCACAUGAAGAAAAAAAGGAUGAGUUCAUUUCCGUAGUUCAGAAAUUUCUGCAAACUGUUUUUGGCGAUUCAGAAGAGCAGCGUCUUCAGGUUGUGGUUUGAAAUUUGUAUGUCUCUUACCAGCAUUAUUUCCAUUUUACUUUGUUCAAAAGCAGUUUUGCAGCCUUGAUAAUACAUGCAACGAGGAAGUAGUCGCAAGUUCUGUUGAUGUUACCAUUUCGAUAUUCAACGAUUAUAAAAAUAGGCACAUUUUAGCGAACUGGCCAUUACAAUUGCCAUCAUUGGCUUUCAUAGCUUGUAAUGUAACUGGGGGAAAUUUUUUUUUGUCUUUCUCAAACGUUUGAUACCAUGAUUAGCAACAGUGGUUUUUCAUUAUAGAAUCUCAUCUCUUGAUUUGCA